GGUCUUCAGUUUCUGCGAGUUGUUUGAUCGGGUCGGUUGUUUGUUAGCGCGAGUGGUCGUCGUGAGUCGAAUGUAGUUACCGAAAUUUGCAGAUGAGUUAGCUCUUUGUUGUGUUUUUAUAUUAGGCUGUUUAAAUUAAGUAAUCAUUGCGGAAAAUUUCAUGCGAUUCCAGUGCCUGCAAGGAAAACGGAUAGUUUUUUCAUUGUUCGAGCGUUUUAUGCAUUAGCUUUCGUAGGAGAAAAGAUAUCCGAGUGAAACGUUGUGCUUUUUUUUCACGAAUCUCUUUUCGUUCGAAAAAUUGAUAGAAUAAUUCUCAUUAUAAUAGUGCGAUUUUUGCGAGAUUCUGCCAUCAUCGUCACCAUCAUUCUUCACCGGGCCGUCAUGCGAUUCCACGGAAUGGAUAUUCGAAUCGGAGCUAAUUAAAGCGAACCCAUACAGCAGCGAAUCUGCCAGAGACCACCCUUCACUUUUUGGGGCCAGAAUGAUACGAGCCGGCAUCGAGAAGUGAUGUCACUCAUUCUCGCUCAGACCGCGCAGCGACAACAACCACGCCGAAACAGUCAACGCUUAGUCGGAAGGCUCAAAUCAACGCAUACAUUUAUGUGUGAGAUAAGUGCGAUGUGAUUUGCAAAUAGAAAUCGAAAUGUGAUGAUUCCGUCGAAUAAUGAUGUCGACACCACCUGAUGAAGGGAAGAUUAGAAGUUCAGUGUUCGAAGAAGUUUACGUUCGUGAAGGAAUAGUUGGAAUAAAAUAAGUUGUUAAGUGAAAUUUUUUUUGUGUUACACAUGUAGUAUUGCAAAAAAAUCGUAUUUCAGUGUCAGUAAUUGAAAAAAAAAAACUGUCAGUAGCUAUCCACGUUUAAACGGUGCGGCGUCUUUCAGUCAGUAACGACGAUUCCAUAGUUGCUAAUUAGGCUGACAAAUACCCAACGAGUGCUGAGGGGAGCUGCAAGUGCUGGACUAACACAAUGACGGUCACAUACACCGCCGAGGUAGCCACCUGCAGGGGUUUCGGCUGUUUCUUGAAACUGCUGGUCAGAUGGCGAGGCAGCAUAUACAAACUAGUUUGGCUAGAUCUCAGCUGUUUUUUGCUGUUGUAUUAUAUUUUAAACAUAACCUACCGCCUAGUGUUAGACGAGCAUCAAAAACAAAUCUUUGAGGAAAUCGUCCGAUAUUGUGCCACUUACAGUAACCUCAUUCCAUUAUCGUUCGUGCUUGGUUUCUACGUCACAAUUGUUAUGACGCGGUGGUGGAAUCAGUACACCAGCAUACCGUGGCCGGAUCCCAUAGCGGUUUUCGUCAGUGCCAACAUCCAUGGUCAGGAUGAACGAGGACGCGUGAUGCGCCGUACUAUCAUGCGAUACGUGUGCCUUUGCCUGACGAUGGUUCUAACCAACAUCUCGCCACGUGUGAAAAAGCGCUUCCCGACGAUCGACCAUCUGGUGGAGGCAGGUUUGCUCAACGACAACGAACACAAAAUCAUGCAUCAUCUGAAUCAGAAAUUUCCUCGUCACUCGAAACAUUGGUUGCCCAUCGUUUGGGCGGCUAGUAUUGUAACCCGCGCACGGAAGGAAGGUCGAUGCCGGGAUGACUUCGCAGUCAAAACGAUUAUCGAUGAAUUGAACAAAUUUCGAGGUCAAUGCGGACUGUUGAUCUCGUACGAUACUAUAAGUAUCCCUCUGGUGUAUACCCAAGUGGUGACCCUCGCCGUAUACUCGUACUUCCUGACCUCGGUGAUGGGACAGCAGUGGGUGGAGACCAAGAAUCUCGGAGAUGGUGUAGUCAACAAGAUCGAUCAGUAUUUCCCGGUAUUCACUACCUUGCAGUUCUUCUUUUACAUGGGAUGGCUCAAAGUGGCCGAGUCGCUGAUAAAUCCGUUCGGCGAAGAUGACGACGAUUUCGAGGUGAACUGGAUGGUUGAUCGUAACAUUCAGGUUUCCUAUCUGAUAGUGGACGAAAUGCAUCAUGAGCAUCCGACGCUAGUCAAGGAUCAGUACUGGGACGAAGUGUUCCCAGUAGAACUGCCUCAUACGGUGGCGUCCGCCGAGAUCAAGGAAGAACCCCCGCAACCAUCCACGGCCAACAUCGAAGUCAACCGGAAGGCGGCGGAAGUGAUCCCGGUGAUACCAUCGGCUGUGCGGGUCGAUGAAAUGGUCGGUAAAAAGAGUCAAAUGUAUGACUACGCGUUCCCUGAACAGCAGGGCAUGCUCGACGAAGAGGCUGAUGAUAAUGCUAGUGGUAUACACUUUGCUGCGUACGACAACAAACCAUUCCACAAAGGCGGCCCGUCCAGUAACAGUCUCGCUAGUGUGGCACAGACCAUCACGCGGGUUAAUACGGUAGCUUCGGCACUGAAGCGGUUCUUUAGUCGAGAGGACGGUGGCACCGCUAGUCGGCCCCAAAGUGCUACACCGGAGAGCCAAACUGGACCGUUCAAGUUUCCUGGAUCGGCCAGUUCGUCGAACCUUACGGGUCGUUUACCAGAUCGGGCCCAGGGAAGCAUUCGAAUCACAGAUCAGGUAAUCGAGGAGGUUGACGAACACCAGAUGACCAUCACCUCGGUUCAAGGCAAGAAUGAUGCUAGACCAAUGGCGGCCAGUCUGUGGGAACAAGGCCCGCCACGACCAAGCGAUCCGGUGGACAUGCCUCAACCGGCCUAUAAACGAACACAUUCGGCAGUUUCUCAUGGAGACUAUGCAGGAACUUCAUUGUAUCCAACAGGCGGCGUAGAUACAUUAAGUGCUUCCGCUCCUGUUGGCGGUCAAUUUGAAUCGAAUUUCAUUCCAUUGUACAACCCACUGGAACCAAAUUUAGCCGACAGCAAAACUGUUGCAGAUGCCAUGGACGGUGGUCCCGAUGGGGACACCAGUGAAGCGGAUGAUUUCGAAAAAUUGCGCCAAGUACGGGAGAAAGAACGUGCUGAACGACAAAAGUUUAAACUUGCUCGCUCGGUCAGUGGGCUAGGACCUAUAGAUCCGGAAAUUCUUCUGGAGAAGCUCACCAGAUCAGCUGAACAACAGCAAGAGGGACAACUCGGACCUUCAGGUCAGAACACACCCAAUACCAAACGUACUUCAGACAUACCGGUAGCACAAGCGGAUACGACCUUAUGAUUCUACGUUCCAGACGAAGACAACGUCAUCGUGGUGAAUGUUAGAGAUAGUAGCUAGUACUAGGAGAGAUUUGUGAAUCUUUUUGUCCCCGGUUGGCAUUGGCAUUGAACAGUGAUAACUUUUUUUUCUGAUUUGACGAAAAACGUAAGACAAUCGUUAGACGAUGCACCAUUGUAUAUCAGUAUUGACUUAAUUAAAAUUAUUUAUUCCUAAGCAAAAAUCGAUUCUUGAAACAAAAGCACUGACCUCUGUUUUUAGUUUGGGAAGUUGAGACAAAAAUUAUAUUAUUUAGACUUGUUCUUCCGUUCUCUCAAUUGUUUAUCGAAGACCGUGCUUUGCCUUUACGGCUAGGAUUUAAAGACAAACAGGCAAGUAACAAACCAGUGAUAUUUUUUGUAAUAGGCACAAAGAAUAACCAGUUUUUAUGAAUAUAUUCAGUUAUGGAAAUCCAUAACUGAACAAGCAGCAAAUGAGUCUUAUAAAGAAAACACAAUAUUUGCUGUUUGUCAAAAAAAAACACAAACAAACAAAUAAAUCUAAAAUCGGAAGCGCCUUCACAUAAUACUUCACUAUAGGAAAUUAUAAUUGUAGGAAGUGUUACACUUAAUCAACGUGCUUUAUUCAUUUGCUUCGAAUUAGCCAAACGAUACUCUAAUAUGUUGAAGAAGUAAAGUCAGAAACUUUUUAAAAGAUAAAAAACAGGAAUAAGAUACACAUUUACCAAGUGGCACAAAUAACUAAACAUUGAUCUAUGCAUUAAUCUAUAAGAUAAAAGUAAUAUACAAACAUUUUCCAGCGUAUUUAAAAAAAAUCGACAAAAAACAAUAAAAAUUCGACUAGCCACAACAUAA
This is a messenger RNA of Malaya genurostris, 3963 nucleotides long. Its product is annotated as bestrophin-4-like. Lineage: Eukaryota; Metazoa; Arthropoda; Insecta; Diptera; Culicidae. The transcript is spliced from 6 exons. The record is from RefSeq and is a predicted model, not a curated record. The coding region runs from base 968 to 3112 and encodes 714 amino acids. Gene Ontology annotation, molecular function: chloride channel activity.